Messenger RNA from Syngnathus typhle (broad-nosed pipefish), 4681 nucleotides. RefSeq names its product homeobox D4a (gene hoxd4a). The record is from RefSeq and is a predicted model, not a curated record. Bases 2708 to 3406 code for a protein of 232 amino acids. Lineage: Eukaryota; Metazoa; Chordata; Actinopteri; Syngnathiformes; Syngnathidae. Gene Ontology annotation, molecular function: DNA-binding transcription factor activity, RNA polymerase II-specific; RNA polymerase II cis-regulatory region sequence-specific DNA binding. The transcript has 2 exons. Gene Ontology annotation, biological process: embryonic skeletal system morphogenesis; regulation of transcription by RNA polymerase II; anterior/posterior pattern specification. Gene Ontology annotation, cellular component: nucleus.
AGUGUUUUUUUUUUGUUUGUUUCUUUCAAAUGUGAUUUAAAUCCAACGUGUAUUUAGUCGUAUUAGUGUAGCGUCUCUAAUCAAGACUUGAGUUGCAUUCCAGCUUUGUUUAUCUGCUACUCUUUAGCCCAUUGUUAUUUUGGUGCGUGAAUGUUCUGCGUUCUAACGAGAGUAAUCACAUUAUUGUAUAAAAAUAAAAUAAUAUUUGCCACAUGUGGCCUACACCCCUAGGGCCCGAUGUGCCUAACAUUAGUUCUAAAAAAAAAAGAGAGAUCUAAUGCUUAAAAGCGUGUUUACUGCUCAUUUUAAAAGCGUGCUAUGGUGUCUAAAUGUGGCAUAAAAAAUCCGCCUUCUAUUUGGAGCUCUUGAAAGGGAGAAAUCCGUGCAAGAGUGCUGAAUGAAAAGAGGCCAAGAACACUGGCUUUGAGCGUUUAGUUGAAAAACGCUGACUGUAUGAUUCUUUUGUGCUGCAUUUCGGCUUUGACCCGUCUCAAGUGCUGGCUGGCCUGGGCAAGGUGAAAGACAGGUCAGCCUGUCUCACUACUUAAUAACACAUGUGUGCUAUUUCUGCUGCAUUUCUUUUUUUUGUUCAUAUUUCAACGAAUUUUGCCAAGUUAAAAACAUAGGGUAUUUUUUUUUAUAUUCACAUGCACACUUCAAAUGGAUAUUCUUUUUUUAUCAUUGGAGCAACGUGACGAGAAAAUCGAAGAAAAAUGAUCAACGCUGUUUGAUAUGCACAAUAAUUAAUCAGUAAGAGUGAAAGCUUGGAUGCCGAGCUGUGUAAGUAGCUGCCACUGAGCUUAUAGUUAAUGGCUAAAAAGGGGAUUGCUCAACUUGUGCCCCCUUUGAGUUGUCAGAAGGCCUGAAAAAAAUUAUUUUGGGGGGCCAAUGGGUUAACUAACCCGUGUGGAGAUAAACUAUAGAUUUAGAUGACAAAGAAUUUGUUUACACUGAAAAAUAAAGGUGAUUUUUGGCUGCCUAUUGUUUAAUAGUUAUUUCGAUUAAAAAGAUAGGGCUAAUAAUUAAGAAGGAUAUUUAUAACCAUUAGUUGCUUCCAUACUUAAAACCUUUAUUUUUUUUUAUUUCAAACCUGAAGGAAAUGUGCCACUAUUCCAUAAUUUCAAUGCUAAAUUUGAGGUGAAAUGAUUCAUGCAAGUUGGAUAAAAAUUGAGUUAAUCUUGAAGGAUUUAUUGGCAUCAUGUGGAUAGUUUCUGUACUAAAAAAAUAAGAUAUGACUUAAAUUAACUCCAGAAAAUUGACUGUAAUGCUAAUAUGAAGUUAAAGAGAUUUGAUUGGUUUUUGCAUUCUUAAGAUGGCAAGAGACUUGUUUUCUCCACCAAUUUAAAGAUUCAUAAAAGGAACCAAAGUAAAAAGUGAAAGAAACUGACAAACUUGCAUAACAUUUUCAUGAAAUUAGAUAUAUUCGUAGAAAAUACUCUAACUGGAGGGAGAAUAGACCAACCAUUUGUUUCCCUCACUUGACAAUUCUAAUUGUGAGGAAUGCCAAAAAGAAGCCAAAAUAACCGAGCCAUUAUCAAACAUGCAGGCAAAUGGUGGAAAUUGCAGGAAAACACACACACACACACGGGAAGGAAGUCUUUGGGUGAGGGGGGGGGGGUCCAAAUGAAGAAGUUGACAUGACUCGUGUCUUGGAUCGUUUCACGCAUGUUGAUUUGCUCUUUAGGAAGGCCUGCCGUCGUCUAUAUAUACCCUGUAGAACCGAAUUUGUGUGAUGCAAGCCCAGUCACAGAUUCGAUUCUAGGGGAGUAUAUGGUCGAUGAAAAGACUUCGAUCUAUUGACUUCCUUGCAUCCUCUGACAUUUUGAGCAUCAUGCCUACAUGAACAUUUUGGAAUUGAAAGCAAAGUUCAAAUUUCAAAGCAACAAACUGAUAAGAUUUGAAGUUGGACGAUUAAAUUGAAUGUUGUAAGUUUUGUUUGUUUGUGCCUGUCUCGCCUUUUCACAACAAAUCAUUUACUGCACUGUUGUCAUAUAUUGACCCCGCCCCAACUCAAAACAACUUGUUUUUGAGUGAACUAACUUAAAAGAUGUCAAUAAAUGAUAUUUUCAAGUUUUCCCAGCAUUAUUUACUGCCUUAACACAAAUAGUGUUUGGGACCGUUUUUGGACGCACACGCCUUCCCUGCUCUUGUUUGUGCACCUAAUGAAUGAUUCCCAGAGGCGGCCAAUUGUUUGCGAGACGUGGCAGCAGAUGAAGGGAUGAGAUUGGUGUAACUUUUGGAUGACCCCCCCCCCCCCCCCCUUGACAAAGACAGUCGCCAUCAAUUGUCCUCACUCCGCUUGGGGCUUCUUCUUUGUCGCUUUUCUACACCACAGCACAAGCACAUGAGAGCUUGGAGGCGCAGGCUUUUACAUUUUUUUGUAUUUAUCCUCCUUUUUGAGCAUAAUUCGAGAUAUAAAGUGUUUUUGUUCUAUCCAGAGUGGACCUUCAUUUUCGAGACGUGCACGCAAGCAGAUGUUUGGAGGUUUAUUUUUCCUGCAGGAGUCUAAUUAGGGGCAUAUUUGGAAAGGAUGAAAUUGCUCUUUACUUGUCUGUUUACCCGUGCGAGCAGCAGCGUCACCUCCAUUGGCCCACACAGUCACAUGGUCCGCUAACUUUAUUCAGUUGACACCAAAGUAGGAGGGCUUUAUGGAGGCAGGAAAAAAGACAACUGGAGAAAAAUUAGUAUUUUCUACCUUCACAAAUUAAUGGCCAUGAGUUCGUAUAUGGUCAACUCCAAGUAUGUGGACCCCAAAUUUCCUCCCUGCGAGGAAUAUUCGCAGAAUAACUACAUCCCUGAGCAGGGCUCGGACUACUUCAACCCCUCGCAGGACGCUGACUUUCAGCACCCGGCCAUCUACCCACGCGCCAACUACACGGAGCAAGCGUUCGGAUGCACCGCAGUGCAAGAGUCUCCGCUGCAGCCGCGGGGUCACGUCCAAGACAAAGCCGGACAACCGAGCCCGUACGGCGCGCAGACGGAGCCGGGCGACUCGGUUCAUGUGGCCGGAGCCAGGACGUGUUCAGGCCCCAAGAGUCCAGACGGGAUCCAAGCGAAGCAGCCCGCGGUAGUUUAUCCCUGGAUGAAGAAAGUGCACGUCACCACGGUCAAUCCGGAUUACACCGGUUCCGAGCCCAAACGCUCAAGGACGGCUUACACGCGCCAGCAAGUUCUGGAGCUGGAAAAAGAGUUCCACUUUAAUCGCUACCUGACCAGAAGGCGCCGGAUCGAGAUCGCUCACACGCUUUGUCUGUCAGAGAGACAGAUCAAAAUUUGGUUCCAGAACCGAAGGAUGAAGUGGAAGAAGGACCACAAACUGCCCAACACCAAAGGCAGGUCGGUGCCGACCCACGGCCACCUGCAAAGCCUCCACAAGGACAACAGUACUGAAAUCACGUCCUUAUAAAUCACGACAAAUUCACUUGCAUCGAACUUUUUUUGUUGUUGUUGCAUGGACUGAAGUCGUUUUUUGAGCUUUUUUAAUUUAACAACAACAAAAAUCAGCGUUGUCCUGAGCCUGAGACUUAAAAAACCCCAAAAGGAAAUCAAUCAGUAUUUUGCCGGAGAGGUUAUGGCGCCACGAAUUCAAGCAUUUUUUAAAAAUAUAUUUUUUAUUAUUUGGGGGUUGGGGUGGGGGGCUCUGUGGAUUUAAGAAUGUCGUCUCUCGUGAGUUCACGCUGGCUUAAAGUCUUAAGUAGCUCUAUUUCGCACAGGGAGCCCAUUCGUUCAAAUUACACACAUGCAAGAAAAAAAAAAAAAAACGCCUCUCACAAACGCGCAAUAUACUUGAAGGAAAAUCGCAAGCAGGAAAACAAAUUUCGUUUUUAUAUAUAUCGUUCGUCUUCGUUGCUUGUUUGUUUUAACUUAUUUUGUAUUAUAAACGUUUUGUUUUCUUUGAAAAGAACAUUCCUUACAAAUAGCCAUUACUACGUUUCUUUGUUCAUAUUUUCCUAUCCGCCAAGCCAAUUUCUUUUUCAAAAUCUUCCCGCAUGACAUCGAGUUUGUUUGAAAUUUAGGAGAAUGUUGAAUUUUAUUUAUUUGCGGUUUUAAGUGGACGUUUUCGUAUAGCGCACACACGAUGAAAUGAAUGAUAUGUAAUCUUUUACAAAUUACACAUUUGUGCAUGGCUUUAUGUCGUCUUAGUUUAAUGUGAGAAUGUAUUUUGUCUUUAGUUACACAAAGAAGUGGGGGUGUCAAGCCAGAUUUAAAAAAAAAAAAAAAGACUGUUUUUUUUUCCUUCUUGGUUUUGUUUUAAACCCGUCAUUGUCUGAAGACAAGAGAAGGCCUAGAAGCUGUCCCAGCUCAUGGAGGUCUUGCCGGGGAGGUAUUCGAGGCGAAGGUCGGUUGGCAGGUUCAUCCAGGGGACACGCUCAAGCCGCGAGGAAUGACCCCGACACCCCCUGACCCGGCAGGACGAGCUGCAUUUUCUCCCUUUUCGCCCUCACAAACAACUCCGCGAAGCAUCCAAAGCAAAUCGGUGCGUGAUUUCUACAACGGAGUUCUUAACUACCCCUAAAAAAAAUAAAAGACCUCCGAUGUUCUCUUGUAGGCGUCAUUGUUAAUGCAAUGUCUUUUACUGGUCUUAUUUUUGUACAUGCUUUCUACUUUGUAUUUGUGCACCGGGAUGUGAGAUGUAUAUUGGAAACAAAUAAAGAUUUCUACUGGUUAUGCAUUUAAAUGA